Molecule: messenger RNA, 1506 nt
Organism: Talaromyces marneffei
Lineage: Eukaryota; Fungi; Ascomycota; Eurotiomycetes; Eurotiales; Trichocomaceae
Exons: 2
Coding region: 1-1506 (501 amino acids)
Biological process (GO): transmembrane transport; carbohydrate transport
Cellular component (GO): membrane
Molecular function (GO): carbohydrate:proton symporter activity
Source: RefSeq, a predicted model, not a curated record
AUGGCACGAUUCAUGGGCUUCAGAGGCCAUCGGCUGAAUAUAGCCACCAUCUUGUUGGUCGUGUUCCCAGCAUACAUGUGCUUUGGUUAUAACCUGGCUGUUGCUGGAGGACUGCUUACGAUGCCGUCGUUUAUUGCACACUUUCCGAAGAUGGACACUGUCCAUAACUCGGACAAGUUUCACUCGAAUAUUCAAGGCACCGUCGUCGCACUAUAUACCAUCGGAGGCAUGUUAGGAGCGUUGUCUACCAUCUUCGUCGGAGACAUCCUAGGUCGACGAAAAGUCAUAUUCAUCGCUUCAGCAUUGGUUAUUAUUGGAUCUGUUCUUAUGUCAUCCUCAUAUUCGUUGGGUCAAUUUAUUGUGGCUAGGCUGGUCCAGGGACUCGGAACUGGGGCUACGACUGCGACUGUGCCUGUGUGGCAGUCGGAGAUUUCAGGCUCAGCGCAUCGUGGAUCGCACGUCGUUACUGAGGGUCUGUUCGUGUGUGUGGGAAUUGCUGCUUCUCUCUGGAUUGAUCUGGGAUUUUCCUACAUCAACACAAGCUCAGUAGCAUGGCGCGUGCCAUUGAUCUUGCAGACCUCGCUUGUAAUCUUUGUCAUGAUUUUCAUCUUCCAGCUACCCGAGUCACCUCGCUGGCUGCUGGGUAAAGGCCGUGUGGAGGAAGCACGAGAAAUUUUGACCAUCCUUCGUGAUGUUGAGCCAGGAGAUGAAACGGUGUGUCGCGAAAUUGCUGAGGUUCAAAAAUCGCUCGAACUAGUGCAAAACGCCAGCCGACUAGACAUUUUUAAAAUGGGAGAGAAGCGCAAUGCGCACCGACUGGCGCUUGGAAUGGCCGGCCAGUCAUUUGGACAGCUCUGCGGUAUCAAUUCUCUCACAUUCUAUGCUACCGUCAUUUUCAACCAGCGCCUGCAUAUGGGAGCCAUAAACUCCCGCAUUCUGAGUGCUGGCAUGGUUACCAUCCAGGUUAUUGGAGCUUUCUUCGCCAUCUUCACUAUUGACCGCUGGGGCCGUCGUCCUCUUAUGUUUGCUAGUGCUACUGGUAUGUGUAUCACCAUGGUUGUGCUUGCUGGCACAACCUCGGCAACCGGCAAUCAAGCGGCUCUUAUUGUUUCCGUUGUUGCUCUCUAUGGCUUCAACCUGUUCUACCCCUUUGGCUUUCUCGGGGUGCCCUUCCUCUAUUCGACAGAGGUAGCGCCUCCACAUCUACGCGCGAAGAUCAGUGGUAUAUCCAACUGCAUGACCUGGUUGUUCAAAUUUGUCGUUGUGGAGGUCACUCCUACUGGUUUCCAGACGAUCGGAUAUAAAUAUUAUAUCAUUUGGGCAGUUAUCAACUUUGCUAUCGUGGUGACAGUUUAUUUCUUCUUCCCCGAGACUAAUGCAAGGUCAUUAGAGGAGAUGGAUGAGAUAUUUAUGGAGUCGCGCAAUAUUUUCGAUGCUCCGAGAAUUGCGAAGCACUUGCCCAAGAAGAUGCGUUCUCCAGAUGACUCUGAAGACGAUAAGCACUAG